Nerophis lumbriciformis (worm pipefish) is the source of this 2676-nucleotide messenger RNA. NCBI's taxonomy places the organism in Eukaryota, Metazoa, Chordata, Actinopteri, Syngnathiformes, Syngnathidae. The record is from RefSeq and is a predicted model, not a curated record.
AUGUCUGCCUCCUCUCCCCCAUCCUUACCUCGAGCCAUCCUCCACUCUGUCCAACAGCACCAUCCAACCUUGCCGCCCGCUUUGUCGCCAUCCUUGGCUGGACCAAUCUACACGCGGCUGUCCAACGGAAACCACAGUGUCCCCAGCCCUACUAACUCCCGUAGCUCUUUCCAUGGGGUAUCCUUCCUACUGCAGAUUGGUUUGACAAGAGAGACUGUGAACCUGGAUGGUAAUGACCUGUCACUGUCUGCUGUUAAGGACCUCGUGUGCUCCAUUGUGGACCAGAAGUUCCCAGAGUGUGGCUUCUUUGGCAUGUACGACAAGAUCUUGCUAUUCCGCCAUGACCUGAAUGAUGAAAACAUCCUGCAGAGGUUGACCUCAGCAGAAGACAUCCACGAGGGAGACCUAAUUGAGGUGGUGCUCUCUGCCCAAGCCACAGUUGAAGACUUCCAGAUUCGACCUCAUGCCCUGUAUGUCCACUCCUACAAAGCCCCCACCUUUUGUGACUACUGCGGGGAGAUGCUAUGGGGACUUGUUCGACAGGGGCUUAAAUGUGAAGGAUGUGGGCUAAACUACCACAAGCGCUGCGCUUUUAAGAUUCCAAAUAACUGUACUGGUGUGAGGAAGAGGAGAUUGUCCAAUGUCUCGCUGCCAGGACCGUCGCUCUCUGUUCCCCGACCAGUACCUGCAGAGAAUACAGCAGUUGUCUUGGAUGAGCAGAAGUCUCAUCAAGAAGCAGGGAAGAGAAUCCUGUCCUGGAGUGGCAGGCCUAUCUGGAUGGAGAAGAUGGUUCUAGGUCGGGUUAAGGUGCCUCACACCUUUGCCAUUCACACCUACACUCGACCCACUAUCUGCCAGUACUGCAAGCGUCUGCUUAAGGGAAUCUUUCGACAGGGAAUGCAGUGCAAAGAUUGCAGGUUCAAUUGUCAUAAGCGGUGUGCUUCAAAGGUACCAAGAGACUGUUUGGGUGAAGUUGAUUUUAACGGAGAGCCAGCCAGCCCUGGUCCAGAGUCUGAUAACACUCUGGAUACAAUGGAAGUGGACAGCAGUGAUAUGGAAGGCAGCAGGGGACUGGAUGACUCUGAGGAACUCUCCACUCCUGAGGAGAGAAUGUUCGACAUGGAUUCUCCUUUCUUAGAUCGGGAAAAAGAUGAAGAACCUAUUAAGGCUAUUAGCCCUUCCACAAGCACCAACAUCCCAUUGAUGCGGGUGGUCCAGUCAAUCAAACACACUAAGAGGCGGAGUUCCACUGUGGUGAAGGAGGGCUGGAUGGUUCAUUAUACCAGCAGAGAUAACUUGAGGAAAAGGCACUACUGGCGACUGGACAGCAAAAGUCUAAGUCUUUUUCAGAAUGACACAGGAGCCAAGUUUUACAAAGAAAUCCCUUUGUCUGAGAUUCUCCAGGUAGAACAGUGCAGAGAUUACAAUAAUCUGGCCCAAGGAAGCAACCCACACUGCUUUGAGAUCAUCACAGCCACCAUGGUCUACUAUGUGGGGGAGAACAAUGGCAAUCACUAUCACAGCCCUGUUCUGGCUGCUUCAGGAGUGGGCAUGGAGGUUGCACAAGGUUGGGAGAAGGCCAUCAGACAGGCCCUAAUGCCAGUCACACCUCAGCCUAGUCUGGCAAGUCUUGCAGGCCCAGGCAAAGAUCAUAGAGAGCUGUCCAUCAGCAUAUCUGUGUCCAACUGCCAAAUUCAAGAAAAUGUGGAUAUUGCCUCGGUGUACCAAAUAUUCUCAGAUGAAGUGCUGGGAUCGGGACAAUUUGGCAUUGUGUAUGGAGGUAAACACAGGAAGAGCGGCAGAGAUGUGGCUAUAAAGGUUAUUGACAAGAUGAGAUUCCCUACCAAGCAAGAGAGCCAGCUGAGGAAUGAGGUUGCCAUUUUGCAGAAUCUCCAUCACCCAGGAAUUGUCAACCUGGAAUGCAUGUUUGAGACACCCGAGCGGGUGUUUGUAGUGAUGGAGAAGCUGCAUGGUGACAUGCUGGAAAUGAUCCUGUCUAGUGAGAAGAGCAAACUGCCUGAACGAAUAACGAAGUUUUUAGUUACACAGAUUCUGGUGGCCUUGCGACAUCUGCACUUCAAAAACAUAGUUCACUGCGACUUGAAGCCUGAGAAUGUACUGUUGGCCUCUGCAGAACCUUUUCCCCAGGUAAAGCUGUGUGACUUUGGCUUUGCCCGCAUCAUUGGUGAGAAGUCUUUCCGACGGUCAGUUGUGGGCACUCCAGCUUACCUGGCUCCAGAGGUCCUGCGUAGUAAAGGCUACAAUCGCUCGUUGGACAUGUGGUCUGUGGGAGUUAUUGUGUACGUUAGCUUGAGCGGGACAUUCCCUUUCAAUGAGGACGAAGACAUCAACGAUCAGAUUCAGAAUGCUGCCUUUAUGUACCCUCCUACACCUUGGAAGGACAUCUCAGCAGAAGCCACAGAUCUGAUCAAUAAUCUCCUCCAAGUGAAGAUGAGGAAGAGGUACAGUGUCGACAAGUGUCUCAGUCAUCCUUGGUUGCAGGAUUAUCAAACAUGGUUGGACCUCAGGGACUUUGAGACGCGACGAGGCGAACGCUACAUCACUCACGAAAGUGAUGACGCACGCUGGGAGGAGUACGCAGAUGAGCACAGUCUUGUUUACCCCAAACAUUUCAUCAUGGCACCCAACCUGGACGACAUGGACGAGGAUCCCUAG